Molecule: messenger RNA, 1632 nt
Organism: Aspergillus mulundensis
Lineage: Eukaryota; Fungi; Ascomycota; Eurotiomycetes; Eurotiales; Aspergillaceae
Product: carboxylesterase/lipase family protein
Exons: 1
Coding region: 1-1632 (543 amino acids)
Source: RefSeq, a predicted model, not a curated record
AUGAAGCUCUUAUUCUUUCUCGCCAGCGGUUCAGCCCUGGUGGCCGCCACAAGCUUCCCCGUCAUCGAAACCAACUACGGUCCAGUCAAGGGUGCAGCCUCGCCAUACCGCGACGGCGUCACCGUCUACAAAGGCAUUCCUUUUGCAGCAGCCCCAACUGGCUCUAAGCGCUGGACUGCCCCUACAGCCCCAGACUCAUGGACAGACGUCCUCCAUGCAACCAAGUUCGGUCCUCAAUGCGCCCAGCCAUACUCGGAGGCCGGCAUCUUCUCCUCUGGCAAGAACUCUACGAGUGAGGACUGCCUAUAUCUGAACAUCUGGACCCCAACCUACAACACCACCGACACCAAUGCCAUCCAAUCUAUGAAUCUCCCCAUCUACUUUUGGAUCUUCGGCGGCCGUUUCGAAGGCGGCUCAGGCGAUGUGAAGACCUACGACGGAACAGGCCUCGCCUCCAAGGAUAUCAUUGUCGUCACCAUCAACUACCGCCUCGGCGCAUUUGGCUUCCUCGCUCACCCCGAGCUUUCCCAGGAAUCCGGCCACAACAGCUCCGGCAACUACGGCAUCCUCGACCAGCAGUUUGCCCUCCGCUGGGUCCAGGACAACAUAGCCGCCUUUGGUGGGAAUGCCAGCCAGGUCACCGUCGGCGGCCAGUCUGCCGGCUCCGCCAGUGCCCUCGACAUGAUGUGGAGUCCGCUCAGCGCCGGUCUGGUCGCCGGUGUCAUAUCCGAGAGCGGUGCUCGCGGCCCUCACGACCCUGCGACUGGAGGCGUCGCCACCUCCUACAACACCAAAGACGAGGCCGAGUCCUUUGGCGUCACGUUCCUCGCCACCAUGAACGUCUCCUCUAUCGCGGAGCUCCGCCAGGCCCCGAUGGCCGACCUCAUCGCCCAAGGCCAACUCACGGAAUCGGACUAUUACACCGGCACCCCCUUCGAAUCGCUCUACAGCGGACCCCCCCGCUGGCGCCCCAAUAUCGAUGGCUACGUCUUUCCCCACGGCUACGGCAAGUCCCUGUCUCUCAAGGCCCACGCCGACGUCCCCAUCCUGACCGGCAACAACAAAAACGAGAAUGACCUCCAGAACGGCCCCUCCACUGUGUCCGAGUACAAGGCCUUCUGGACCGAGGUAUUCCAGAAUUACUCCUCCGAGUUCUUCUCCCUCUACCCCGCCACCACCGCCUCCGAAGCCAGCGAUCUCAGCAACCAGCUCCUCCUCGACAUCGCCCGCGUCGGGACCUGGGAAUGGGCCGCGGAGUGGGCAGCCGGCGGUGCAAAGAGCAAUGUCUACACCUACUUCUUCACCAAAGCGCCCGCGGAAGACGAGUCCAUGGGCGUCUAUCACGGCGCCGAGCUCUGGUACACCUUCAACAACAUCCCAUACUCCGACUACUCCGAGGUUACCUGGAACACCACGGACUAUGAAAUCGAGGCCACUGUCUCGGACUAUUGGGCGAAUUUUAUUCGUGGGGGAGACCCGAAUGGGGACGGGCUUGCUUACUUUCCUCCUUCGUCUGCUGCUAAUAUGACGACCAUGUGGCUUGGGGAGUGGUGUGGUGCGGGCCCUAUUGCGCACUCGCAGGCUCGGAUUGCGUUUCUGCGUAGGUGGAUGGCGCAGCUCCAUGAGUACUAG